Messenger RNA from Lates calcarifer (barramundi perch), 2775 nucleotides. Its product is annotated as heterogeneous nuclear ribonucleoprotein R-like. Lineage: Eukaryota; Metazoa; Chordata; Actinopteri; Centropomidae. Gene Ontology annotation, molecular function: mRNA binding. The record is from RefSeq and is a predicted model, not a curated record. Gene Ontology annotation, cellular component: ribonucleoprotein complex; nucleus.
GAUGCUUGCCGAGCGGUGGCGUUGUUCGGGCGAGCCGACGACGAGAUCGUAGCUGUCUGGAAUUCUGUCUUGAGAAUGGCUGCCGCUGAGGUGAACGGUAGCUCUGCCCCGGCAAAGGAGGAAGAAGAACCCAUGGAUGUGACGACAACACACACAGAGAACUAUCAGACACUCCUUGAUGCUGGGCUGCCCCUGAAAGUGGCCGAGAGUCUAGACAACAUCUUCCAGACAGGCUUGGUGGCUUAUGUCGACCUGGACGAAAGAGCUAUUGAUGCAUUGAGGGAGUUCAAUGAAGAGGGAGCACUUACAGUGCUGCAGCAGUUCAAAGAGAGUGAUCUGUCUCAUGUACAGAACAAAAGUGCUUUCCUUUGUGGAGUCAUGAAGACCUACAGACAGAGAGAAAAACAAGGAAGUAAAGUACAAGAGUCUACCAAGGGCCCAGAUGAGGCAAAAAUAAAGGCUCUGUUGGAGCGGACAGGAUACACCCUGGAUGUCACAACAGGGCAGAGAAAAUAUGGAGGUCCCCCACCUGAGGAUGUAUUCAAAGGAGCACAACCAGGGAUUGGAACUGAGGUGUUUGUUGGAAAAAUCCCCAGAGAUUUGUAUGAAGAUGAGCUGGUGCCGCUCUUUGAGUCUGCUGGUCCAAUCUGGGACCUGAGGUUAAUGAUGGACCCUCUAUCUGGUCAGAACAGAGGUUAUGCCUUCAUCACAUACUGCAAUAAGGAUGAUGCACAAAAGGCUGUGAAGCUUUGUGAUAACCAUGAAAUCCGCCCCGGCAAGUACUUGGGAGUGUGUAUAUCUGUUGCAAACAAUCGUUUGUUUGUCGGAUCAAUUCCAAAGAACAAGACAAGGGAAAGUAUAUUGGAGGACUUUGGCAAAGUUACAGAGGGUCUGCAAGAGGUGAUAUUGUACCACCAGCCGGAUGACAAGAAGAAGAACCGUGGCUUCUGUUUCCUAGAGUACGAGGACCAUAAGUCUGCAGCACAGGCCCGCCGCCGCCUGAUGAGUGGCAAGGUCAAGGUGUGGGGGAACCCAGUCACUGUGGAGUGGGCUGACCCUGUUGCUGAGCCAGACCCUGAGGUCAUGGCCAAGGUGAAGGUGCUCUUUGUCAGGAAGCUGGCCACAGCAGUGACCGAAGAGCUCCUUGAAAAGACCUUUUCUCAGUUUGGAAAGCUGGAGCGAGUAAAGAAACUUAAAGACUAUGCUUUUGUCCAUUUUGAAGAAAGGGAUGCUGCUGUAAAGGCAAUGGAUGAGAUGAAUGGGAAGGAGCUAGGAGGAGAAGAAAUUGAGAUUGUCCUGGCAAAGCCCCCAGACAAGAAGAGGAAAGAGCGCCAAGCAGCUCGGCAGACCACCAGGAAUGCAGGGUAUGAUGACUACUACUACUACCCACCUCCACGCAUGCCACCACCAGGCCGAGGUAGGGGUCGUGGUGGCAGAGGGGGCUAUGCUUACCCACCAGAUUACUAUGGAUAUGAAGACUACUAUGAUGACUACUAUGGCUACGACUAUCAUGACUACCGUGGUGGCUAUGAAGACCCCUACUACGGCUAUGAAGAUGUGUACAGCAUGAGAGGCCGUGGUACUCGUCCCAGCAGGGGAGGGCCUCCUCCGCCUAGGGCUCGCGGAGCACCACCGGCACGAGGCCGGGGCGGCUACGCCCAAAGGGGGCCACCCCUUGGUGGUCCAAGGGGUGGCCGAGGAGGGCGGGGAGCCCCUUUCCAGCCGCAGAGGGGCCGUGGUCCUCGUGGGGCCAGGGGCAAUCGCGGGGGAAAUGUCGGCGGAAAGAGGAAGGCGGACGUGUUUAACCAGCCUGACUCCAAGCGCCGCCAGACCAACAACCAACAGAACUGGGGGUCCCAGCCCAUCGCCCAGCAGCCCCUGCAGCAAGGGGCCGACUAUUCCGGUAACUAUGGUUACAGUAAUGACACCAUGGAGUUUUCACAGGAUUCUUAUGGGCAGCAGUGGAAGUAGAUGCACCAAAAGGUAUUUGGCAAAGUGACAACAAAAAAAGAGAAAAACCAUAAAAAGAAAAAAAAAAAAAAACAGGAGAUUGGCCACAAUUUUUUGAUUGACUUUUUAUUCUUCAUCCCUCAUGAAAAAAAAGUCUGUAUAUAUCAAAUGGACAGACCCCAGAAUUGGCUCAAGAUGAUUGGCUGGAAAGCCUUUUGGCUGAAGAAAUGAACGUAACCGUUGUGGUGAAUCAUUUCUUACUCCUACGGUUACAUUGGGACAUGUGUCUUUAAAAAAACACACAAAACACUUUUAUUGUUACUUUUUGUUCCUGAUUCUUUUAAAGCCAACAAUGAACAUUUACAAAAAAGUGGACAUUCAUUCUCAAAAGUCUGAGAGGACAUUAAAUAAUGAUAUUGCCUUGCAGGAAGUUUUUGUCCAUGACCCUCUCCUCCCCUCUCCUUCUUGUACUCCCUUUAUUUGUGGUUUCUCAUAGUUGCUUAGGGACUUGCUUGUAAAUAAAUGCAUAUGGUUAGAGCUUCAUACUUCAUUUUUUGCAAUGGUGGAGAAAAGAAUCCACAGGAAGGAAGAAAUCAAAGUUUUGUAAUGUUCAAAGUGUAUGCCUAGCAUUUCUAGAGGUAGAAAAAUUGUGUUUUUUUAAAACUGAUACCAUAACUUCCUAUGUUUUCUUUGAACUUGCCCAAUAGAAUUUGGUUUGGCUUACCUUAAGAGCCAUAGCAGUUUGUUCUCUGAUGUUCUUUGUAUUUAUAACUUUUACGUUUGUUCCGUUUCAAUAAAACUCAGCUGAGCAUCAGUCAAUUGUCA